AUGGGUCCCGCUCCUAAUCAAAAUUAAAUCACACCGAAAGUUAUCACAGCUUCAAAAUUCAUCCUUAAAUUCAAAAUCAGGCUCCCGAAUCGAUAUUUGAAACUGAUAAGAGCCCGUUCUGGUUUUUGAAUUCCAACGCUGAAUUGAAUCGAGAGGAUUUUGUCGAUCGAUUUCCAAAGAUGAAGACCGGGUCGGGUCCCAAAGAGUAUCAGGAAUGGUUCAAUUUGGCUGAUUCAGACGGAGAUGGACGAAUCUCUGGAAACGAGGCCACUAAGUUCUUCGCUCUCUCCAACUUGUCACGCUCGCAACUCAAACAGCUCUGGGCUCUCGCUGAUGUCAAACGACAGGGGUUUUUGGGUUUUCCGGAGUUCGUUACUGCAAUGCAGUUGGUUUCGCUGGCGCAAGCAGGGCAAGAACUUAACUCAGAUAUUUUCAAAACUCAAGUUGAUAAGGAAAAUAUUAAACCUCCUACAUUGGAAGGACUGGAUGCUUUAGUAGCACAAAAGAGUUUAAUAAUUAGUACCCCGCCCGAACUAAAUGGGAUUGCUCAGCCACAAGGGUUUCCAACUAAUCGGUGGUUUGGUUCAAAAUCUUCAAAAAAAUUACCUCUCAAUUCAGUUACAUCAAUCAUUGAUGGCUUGAAGAGAUUAUAUAUCGAGAGGUUAAAGCCCUUGGAAGUUACCUACCGAUAUAAUGAUUUUGUGUCUCCAUUGUUGACCAACACUGAUUUUGAUGCUAAACCCAUGGUCAUGCUCCUGGGUCAAUAUUCAACAGGAAAAACUACAUUUAUAAAACAUUUGUUAAGAUGUGACUAUCCAGGAGCACAUGUUGGACCAGAGCCUACCACUGAUAGAUUUGUUGUUGUCAUGUCUGGACCUGAUGAGAGGAGUAUUCCUGGGAAUACCAUAGCUGUUGAUGCUGACAUGCCUUUCAGCGGCUUGACAACAUUUGGAGGUUCUUUUUUAUCAAAGUUCCAAUGUUCUCAAAUGCCACAUCCUCUGUUAGAUGAAAUAACACUUGUGGACACUCCUGGAGUGUUGUCUGGAGAGAAACAAAGGACUCAACGAAGCUAUGAUUUCACUGGUGUCGUGUCUUGGUUUGCUGCAAAAUGUGAUCUCAUUCUUCUCCUGUUUGAUCCUCAUAAACUAGACAUCAGCGAUGAGUUCAAACGCGUAAUCACGUCUUUACGUGGUAAUGAUGACAAGAUACGAGUGGUUUUGAAUAAGGCAGAUCAAGUUGAUACUCAACAACUUAUGAGAGUGUAUGGAGCAUUGAUGUGGUCAUUGGGGAAAGUUCUAAAUACUCCCGAAGUUUCACGUGUAUACAUUGGCUCAUUUAACGAUAAGCCUAUGGAUGAAGACUGCGUAAGUCCAUUAGUGCAGGAUCUGUUUGAGAAGGAACAAAAUGAUCUGCUUGCAGAUUUGAUAGAUAUUCCAAAGAAGGCAUGCGAUCGCCGGAUCAACGAAUUUGUGAAACGUGCUAGAUCUGCUAAAAUUCAUGCGCAUAUAAUUAGCCACCUUAAGAAGGAGAUGCCUGCAAUAAUGGGCAAAGCCAAGGCUCAACAGAGACUUAUUGACAAUCUUGAGGAAGAAUUUACAAAGGUCCAAAGAGAGUUUCAUCUACCUGCUGGUGAUUUUCCCAGUGUUGAACACUUCAGAGAAGUUUUGAGUGGUUAUAGCAUCGACAAAUUUGAGAAACUAAAGCCCAAAAUGAUUCAAGCCGUUGAUGACAUGCUUGGAUAUGAAAUACCAGAGCUUUUAAAGAAAUUCAGAAAUCCUUAUGAUUAAAAUAGAAAAUGUUAUGCUGUCAUGUACGUUUGCAAUUGUGUAAGUUUUUUAAUGGUCAGUAUUGGUGGAUAGUGAAUGGUUUCAUUCACUUUGCAAUUGGAUGCAUUUGUCCUAAACGUUUUGUUGACUUAGAAUGAGGGGUACAGCA
Molecule: messenger RNA, 1935 nt
Organism: Vigna umbellata (rice bean)
Lineage: Eukaryota; Viridiplantae; Streptophyta; Magnoliopsida; Fabales; Fabaceae
Product: EH domain-containing protein 1-like
Biological process (GO): endocytosis; endosomal transport
Cellular component (GO): cytoplasm; plasma membrane
Molecular function (GO): GTP binding; calcium ion binding; protein binding
Source: RefSeq, a predicted model, not a curated record